Molecule: messenger RNA, 2851 nt
Organism: Octopus bimaculoides (California two-spot octopus)
Lineage: Eukaryota; Metazoa; Mollusca; Cephalopoda; Octopoda; Octopodidae
Source: RefSeq, a predicted model, not a curated record
CGCCUUCUCCCCGUCUCACUCUUCAGAUUUGGUAACCGUCAGACUAGUCGCUGUAUCACUCACUGUUUUUAGUAUGUAUAUCUGCACGCCCAUUUUACUGAAUAAAUGAAAAAAACAUGCAACAAAUUAUGGACAUGUAUUCAUUGAAACGUUCCAAUAUAUGCAUUUCCGUAUAUUAGAUUCAGUAUUAGGCUGGCGAAUACAACACACUAUUUACAAUGCAGAUUUGAAAACCUCACUGACAUAACAUUCUGGAUUGUAAGAGGACGGGCACAACAUGUUGGCUUAUCCAGCUUGUGGCUACUUUGACUGAGCUUGCCGACGGGAAAAUGGAGCAGAGAGUGAGAGCGAGUGAGCUUAAGAGAGAUAGAAAUCGAAGGAGGGAGGGAAACAGCGAAAAAGGGAGAGAGAGAAAGAGAGAGGUGGGGAUAGAGUGAAAUAAAGUAAGGUCGACAAGAAGGCUUAAAAUCAGAAAAAGAGAGAGAAAACAAUGAAAAAUAAACUUAACAAAAGGAAGUAGGUUAAAUGAAUAAGAAAAAGAGAGAAUAACAUAUGAGUGAGAAAGGGAGAGAGGAAAGAAGAAGAAGAAGAAGAAGAAGAAGAAGAAGAAGAAGAAGAAGAAGAAGAAGAAGAAGAAGAAGAAGAAGAAGAAGAAGAGAGACGGUACGGUGGUGUUGUUGGCGGUAGUGGUGGAGACCUGGCGAGAAAACCAUUUAUAAGAAAUAUUUAAAUGAACUCUCUUUUUGUUGCUCAUUGUAAGACUUGUGUAAUCUUCGUAAUAGGAUAGCGUCUGAAAUGCGUCCCAGUGAAAAUGUGUUAUUUCUUUACCGUUACAACUCAAAAGUAAACGAUGAUUAUAUCAUCGUGGGUUAGUUGCUGAAGAAACAUAUUCGGGCUCUAUUCAAUUCUAUCUAAUUCAGAUGACUAAACAUUCAACUUGAAGAUAACCUUCAUCACAAUCUUGAUAUUCACUUGCUUGUCGAUAGGAGAAGAGAAACGAAAAAGAAAAGAAAAAAAGACGUCAUUGUAAAGGUCGAUAAGCCGAUGGUCAGAAAAUAACCAAUGGAUUUUAUUGUACAGAGAACUCGGUCACAUGAGAAAUUGUGCAGCUUGGACGCUGAAACGAACACAGGCAUUGGUUGAAAUGCUAUAUAAGAGUUUGUUACUACUAGACUUGACUGAGAAGACCCAAGCGUGGUUUUGGCGCUAAAUUCGAAAUCAUGAUAUCAAGUUAACUGACAUUCCUUCUUGCAAUUUUGCAGAGUUUCCGGCAACAAAAACUCUAUGCAGUCACCAGGAGUCCAGGCACUAACAGCAAAAUCCAUAAGAAAAACAUUUUUUCGAGCUGACAUUGACUGCAAGAAGAAGAGGAACGACGACAACAACAACAACAACAACAACAACAACAGCAUACAACCUAUAACACGUUGAAUGAUUGUUGGAAAAGACGGCUUGCUAUUGGUGGUCAUCUGGAAGAUCUCCUGUAUCUGGAGGUUAAGUUUGAAGUAAGGCGAUUGCAACAUGUUUCAAUCCGUGACGAAGUUUUUUACCAAACGAAAUACAAAGCAUCAUAAAAGGUCAUUUGAUAAAGAUUACAAUGCAGCGAACGCGUUCAUACUUCUCGUCACAGAGAAAAUGGAGGAAUUAUCAAAUAUCAAAACUCAAACUGCCAGCGAUCGCUAUGAAAUUGAGUCUAAUGAAAAUAGCGAACAGAGUUCUGACAGUUACAGCUAUUGCGAUAACUUGAAUACUAAUGAUUCUGCUGUUUAUUACAAAAAUAAAAAUCUCUGUGAUUCACGCAGUGUUAGUGCAACAAAUGUUAGAGAAAGGAGAAAACAUUCGAGUUGUAAUAAGAACGGAUCUGUUUGUGAAAACGAAACACUCCAGAAAGAUAUCAUUUCUGCCGAUAAAUUCCCCGCAAAUACACAAGUGGAAUAUGACCAGCUGAAUAAUCUACAUGAAUCAGGCUGUGCUAAUUGGGAUAAUUCUAAAAAAUGUAUUAGCAGGAAUAAUUGCAAAUUUAAGCGUCGAACUAAAGUUGAUUAUUCUUGGUUAUUUGAUAGAAAAAAUAUUCCACGAUUGAACAGAUUCGACCGGGGGAAAUUACGAGAAUGUUGUCAGUUAAUGACUUAUGAUCAGAGUAUAUUAGCAUAUGAUGUACUUCAAAAACUCAUUGAAGAUAUAUCAGAACCGUCGGUUAUCCCAGAAAUAUUAGAUACCAUUAUUAUGUAUAUACUUGGGCAAGAGAAAGAAUCCGCAAGUUUUAAAGAUCUCUUCAGGAGAAGAAACCUAACCGAAAUCUGCUGGCAAGGAUACAUGCGUCCCUUCGGCCUAAUUUUAUCAGCGCUUUUUCCGAAAAAAUUUAAACAAUCGCCUGAUCCUGAUCGUCAAAAUGAAGCAAUCAAAAUAGCAAGCGUUGUUAAAGAAUCCCUUAUGAAAAAAUGCAAUAAGGUUUUUGUGAAUAAGGCUUCAACAGAAAGCGAUGUAUUCGAGUCACCAAAUGAGGCUAAAGACAUCAAUGUAGUGUAUGUUCAAAGAGUGGACCAGGACCGAGGACAAACAAGUGCACAGAAAUCUUAUGGGAAUCAACAAUCAUAUAAACUUUGCAAAAUAGAUAAGUUUUAUUUUAGAAAUUCAAACAAUAUAUUGUCAAAUAGCAUGUAUAGAUCUCAGAUUUGCCGUUUACAACCUGCCAGCAGAGAAAGGAUUAAUAGUGAAGCACAAUUCAGAAGAAGGAAAAGAUUAAUAAAGCGUCGUUCUCAAGCAGUAACUGUACGAGUGAUUCGUGAUUUCAACUCUAAGCCAUAGAAAAUAAACAAUUAGAAUAAAUAAAGUUAACAUCUGCCAAUUU